Molecule: messenger RNA, 2014 nt
Organism: Lepus europaeus (European hare)
Lineage: Eukaryota; Metazoa; Chordata; Mammalia; Lagomorpha; Leporidae
Gene: APEX2
Product: apurinic/apyrimidinic endodeoxyribonuclease 2
Exons: 6
Coding region: 77-1633 (518 amino acids)
Biological process (GO): base-excision repair
Cellular component (GO): nucleus
Molecular function (GO): endonuclease activity; phosphoric diester hydrolase activity; DNA-(apurinic or apyrimidinic site) endonuclease activity
Source: RefSeq, a predicted model, not a curated record
GCGGGGCACGUCUAGUUUCCGAGCGCCAAGUUGCCCGCGCCUAGGCGCCGAGUGGCCGGCCUUCCGGUUUUCUAAUAUGUUGCGCGUGGUGAGCUGGAAUAUCAAUGGGAUCCGGAGCCCCAUACAAGGGGGGGUAUGCCAGGAACCCGGCAACUGUGCCGCUCUGGCCAUGGGACGCAUUUUGGGUGAGCUGGCUGCCGAUAUCGUCUGUCUCCAGGAGACAAAAGUAACGAGGGAUGUGCUGACAGAGCCCCUGGCUAUUGUCGAGGGCUACAACUCCUAUUUCAGCUUCUGCAGAAACCGUAGUGGCUAUUCUGGUGUAGCCACCUUCUGUAAGGACAGCGCUACCCCCGUGGCUGCUGAAGAAGGCCUGAGUGGCCUACUUGCCACUCAGAAUGGGGACGUGGGUUGCUAUGGAAACAUGGAUGAGUUCACCCAAGAGGAGCUCCGGGCUCUGGAUAGUGAAGGCCGGGCUCUCCUCACACAACACAAGAUCUGUACUCGGGAAGGAAAUGAGAAGACCUUGACCAUUAUCAACGUGUACUGCCCCCACGCGGACCCUGGGAAGCCUGAACGGCUGACCUUUAAGAUGCGCUUCUAUCGCCUGCUGCAGAUCCGAGCAGAAGCCCUCCUGGCUGCUGGCAGCCAUGUUAUCAUUCUGGGUGACCUGAAUACAGCCCACCGCCCCAUUGACCACUGUGAUGCCAUCAACAUAGAAUGCUUUGAAGAGGACCCAGGUCGCAAAUGGAUGGACGGCUUGCUCAGUAACCCGGGGUGUCAGGCAGGGUCCCACACAGGGCCCUUUAUUGAUAGCUUCCGCUGCUUCCAGCCAAAGCAGGAAAGGGCUUUCACCUGCUGGUCACUGGUCACCGGCGCCCGUCAUCUCAACUAUGGUUCACGGCUUGACUACGUGUUGGGGGAUAGGACCUUGGUCAUAGACAAUUUCCAGAGCUCCUUCCUCUUGCCUGAGGUGAUGGGCUCUGACCACUGCCCUGUGGGUGCAGUGUUGAAUGUGUCCUCUGUACCUGCAAAACAGUGCCCGCCUCUGUGCACCCGCUUCCUUCCUGAAUUUGCAGGCACUCAACUCAAGAUUGUUCGCUUCCUGGUUCCCCGUGAACAAGGUCCUGUGUUGGAUGAGUCAGCAUUGCAGCUCAGCAGUCAAACUCGGGUACAGACACACCAAAACAAAGCCCGUGUCCGCUCAGCCAGGCCUCGGCCAAGUCAGGUUGGUUCCAGCAGAGGCCAGAAGAACCUGAUGAGCUACUUCCAGCCUUCCUCGAGCCAUCCCCAAACCUCUCCUGCCUUGGAGGUGCCUCGCCUGCCGCUGAAGGACAUCCUUGUGAUGCCAAAGACUCCAGAACAGGAGGUGAUGACCAAAGUGGUAGAGGGACAGGCCAAGGCUUCAGAGGUCAAAGAUGACAAGGAGGUACAGACUUUGUUCUGGAAGUCUGUGCUGGGGGGACCCUCACCCAUGCCCCUCUGCGGGGGCCACAGGGAGCCAUGUGUCAUGCGUACUGUGAAGAAGCCAGGACCUAACCUGGGCCGCCGCUUCUACAUGUGUGCCAGGCCCCGGGGUCCUCCCACUGACCCCUCUUCCCGCUGUAACUUUUUCCUCUGGAGCAGGCCCAGCUGAGCCAACUGAAGCAUAAGAAUGUGUGAUGUCAUCACCCCUCAUAGGAUCUGAAGUUAGCUGCUCUGCUGAGUGUCUGGUAUAUCUCUUCCUCCAAGGCCCCCUUUCUUCCUUUCCUCUCCUCUGCCUCCUUAUCUUUCUCUUCUUCCUCCCUCUCAUCUUCCUCCAGUGUUUUUCUCUUCGUCUUCCUCCUGCCUAACUCUGUCUUGUUGGCGAGCUUCUUGUGCCCUAAUGCUGUUACCCAAUCCCCCUCCCCACUUCCCACCAUCCUAUUAGAAGGACACAGGAGCCAGCUGCCCCAGAAAGUUGUGAUUUGAAACUCCUGUCCUUGCUGGGAAAUGUAUUUGUAUAUAUUUAAAUAAAUAAAGUCUGUGUCUUUGUUUC